This is a messenger RNA of Camelina sativa (false flax), 774 nucleotides long. RefSeq lists its product as uncharacterized. Gene Ontology annotation, cellular component: chloroplast inner membrane; chloroplast thylakoid membrane. The record is from RefSeq and is a predicted model, not a curated record. Lineage: Eukaryota; Viridiplantae; Streptophyta; Magnoliopsida; Brassicales; Brassicaceae.
AAUUCGAAGAUAUCCAAAAAAAACAUUGUCUUCUUCUUCGUCUUCCCCACUGUGUGUGUUUCUUCUUUUUCUUGGGAUCAGAUCUCUUUCUUUCGUCUUCAAUUCCAAUGGCGUCGUGUGUUGUUGCUCCUCUUUCUCUCUCUGGUGGGUCUCAAUCUCAUCAUGUGAAGGCUAAUGGAUUGUCUUCUACCACAAAGCUCAAUUCUAUCUGUAAACCUUCUGCAUUGUCAAUCCUGAAUAAAUCAAACCGGACUCUCAAGUUUUCUGUUUCUGCUGAGUACCGAGAUGGGAGUAGGAGUGGAAGCAGUGGUGAUUUCAUAGCUGGUUUUCUUCUAGGAGGUGCUGUGUUUGGCGCUGUUGCUUAUAUCUUUGCUCCACAGAUCCGGAGAUCGGUACUGAAUGAAGAAGAUGAGUAUGGUUUCAAGAAGCCGCAACAGCCAACGUAUUACGAUGAAGGUUUAGAGAAAACAAGAGAGACAUUGAAUGAGAAAAUAGGACAGCUUAAUUCGGCGAUUGACAAUGUUUCUUCGCGUUUAAGAGGUCGAGAAAAGAACACUUCUUCCCCCAAUGUACCGGUCGAAACUGACCCCGAAGUUGAAGCUACAACUUGAAGAAACAGAAAAAACAAACAAGUUUCAUCUGUAACCAGAGUUGAAAACCAUUCCUUAAGGAUUUGAUUUGGUGCUUCUUUGUUGCUUUUUGUGCUCUCUCAGUCUUCAUCAGUAGAACUCUUGCAAAGUGAAAUAUAUACGUCUUUUGUUUAGUGAAGUUAAA